This is a messenger RNA of Stylonychia lemnae, 534 nucleotides long. NCBI's taxonomy places the organism in Eukaryota, Ciliophora, Spirotrichea, Sporadotrichida, Oxytrichidae. The record is from the annotation of a GenBank genome assembly.
AUGGGAGUUUUAACAUACAUUUUUGGGAAACUAAUUUAUCCAGUUCUAUUUACUUCAGGAGCAACUAUUUUUGCUUUCAGAUUAGGGAAUGAACUUCCAAUUGCAGCAAGAAGAGCUGGUUAGUCUAUCGGAAUGAGCUAUAAUUAUUUCAAAGUUACUCUUAAGUUUUUCACACCUGAAUCCAAGCAAGCGAAUGAAAUAAUUUCAUAAUUCAGGCGAACUUCCCAAUAAGCUCAUGCAUUCACUCGUGAAUUUAAGCAUAAUCUAAGCAAGGAAAAGAAAAACCUUCAAAAAUAUGUGCCUGAAUUAGGAAUAGAUCCUCUUAAGCCUAAUGAGAUCAGAUUUAUUUUGAAGACUUAGGGUGAGGAUGAAGAGAAUCAGGAUAAAGUAGAAGAUUAAGAUAAAAAGCAAUAGUCACCUUAGAAGUAGGUUAAUGGGAGUGUAAUAAUGCAAGAAAUGAUGAAAGAUAGAAGGGAAUUGAUUGAAUUUAAACAUAAAAAGCGAAUGGAGGAGGAACAUUAUUUAAAGUUUUGA